AACACCGGAAGAGGAAGUUUGGGUUCGCUUGUUGUCCGCUCGUGUUAGCUUUUGUUACGUUUGAGAAACGCAAGUUUCUUCACACAACUGAAAAGUGUCUAUACCUAAAAUUGAAGCCCUGUGCCGAUGCUAACAGCGUCCCAGUAGGGAGGCAGAGUGCACUGAACUCUGAGUCGGCGGCCUGGUUCACGCGGAGCGGGGGAAGCUGAAGGAAAAGUCGCACCAUGGCGGAUGUUACUGCGCGUAGCCUGCAGUAUGAGUACAAAGCGAACUCCAACUUGGUGUUGCAAGCGGAUCGCUCUCUGAUCGACCGGACGCGGAGGGAUGAGCCCACCGGAGAGGUGCUUACCCUGGUGGGGAAGCUGGAGGGGACCAAGAUGGGGGACAAGGCUCAGAGGACCAAACCUCAGAAGCUCGAGGAGAGACGAGACAAGAGACGAAAAAGAGACGAGGACAGACACGACAUCAACAAAAUGAAAGGCUUUACCCUUCUGUCCGAGGGCAUCGAUGAAAUGGUGGGCAUUGUGUACAAGCCUAAAACCAAAGAAACCAGAGAAACUUAUGAAGUACUGCUCAGCUUCAUCCACGCUGCUUUAGGAGAUCAGCCGCGUGAUAUUCUGUGUGGAGCAGCUGAUGAAGUGUUGGCAGUGCUGAAGAACGACAAAAUGAGAGAUAAAGAAAGGCGGCGUGAAGUCGAGCAGCUUCUUGGACCUUCUGAUGACACGCGCUAUCACGUGCUGGUCAAUCUGGGAAAAAAGAUCACAGACUAUGGAGGAGACAAGGAUUUACAGAAUAUGGAUGACAACAUUGAUGAAACAUAUGGUGUCAAUGUGCAGUUUGAAUCUGAUGAAGAGGAAGGGGAUGAAGACCAGUUUGGAGAAGUACGAGAUGAACACUCAGACGAAGACAGUGAAGGAGAGGAAGCAUGUGUGUCCACUACACUUACAGCCAAUCUCGGAGAAACAGGUGAUGUGAUGACCGUGAAGAAAAAAGAUUUACAUCCUCGAGACAUCGAUGCCUUUUGGCUCCAGCGUCAGCUCAGUCGUUUCUAUGACGAUGCCAUUGUCUCUCAAAAGAAAGCGGAUGAAGUCUUAGAAAUCCUCAAGACUGCCAGUGAUGACAGAGAAUGUGAGAACCAGCUGGUGCUGUUGUUGGGCUUCAACACAUUCGAUUUCAUUAAAAUCCUCCGUCAGCACCGUCGCAUGAUUCAGUAUUGUACCAUGCUGGCGAGCGCUCAGAGUGAAGCAGAAAAGGAACGGAUCAUAGGGAAAAUGGAGUCGGAUCAGGAGCUGUCAAAGAUCCUCUACCAGCUUCAGGAGACAGAGAAGGAGGACAUCAUUCGGGAAGAGCGAUCUCGCAGGGAGAGGGUGAGGAAGUCUCGCGUUGAUGACUUGGAAGCAAUGGACAUUGGCCAUGGAGAGUCAGUGGUGCCUCGACAACUUCUGGACCUUGAAGACUUGACCUUCACUCAGGGUAGCCAUUUCAUGGCCAACAAACGUUGCCAGCUCCCAGAUGGAUCUUUUCGUAAGCAGCGCAAAGGUUAUGAAGAGGUUCAUGUGCCCGCCCUCAAGCCUAAACCCUUUGCUGACAAUGAGGUGCUCCUUGCCAUUGAGAAGUUACCAAAAUAUGCUCAAGCUGGAUUUGAAGGGUUCAAAACUCUGAACCGCAUUCAGAGCAAGCUGUUUAAGACCACCAUGGAGACAGAUGAAAACCUGCUAGUGUGUGCACCUACGGGAGCUGGUAAGACCAAUGUUGCCCUGAUGGCCAUGCUGAGAGAAAUUGGGAAACACAUAAACCUGGAUGGGACGAUCAAUUUGGAUGAUUUUAAAAUCAUCUACAUUGCACCCAUGCGCUCACUUGUACAGGAAAUGGUGGGAAGUUUUAGUAAGAGGUUAGCAAGUUACGGCAUCACAGUGUCUGAGCUGACAGGAGACCACCAGCUCUGUAAAGAGGAGAUCAACGCCACCCAGAUCAUAGUUUGCACCCCUGAGAAAUGGGACAUCAUCACUCGGAAAGGCGGAGAUCGUACCUACACCCAGCUAGUGCGCCUCAUUAUCAUUGAUGAGAUCCACCUGCUGCACGACGACCGCGGACCUGUGCUGGAAUCCCUGGUGGCGAGGACCAUCCGCAAUGUGGAGCUGACCCAGGAGGAUGUGCGUCUGAUCGGUCUCAGCGCCACACUGCCCAACUAUGAGGACGUAGCAACCUGCCUGCGUGUUGAUCCUGCAAAGGGACUCUUCUAUUUUGACAACAGUUUUCGUCCUGUGCCUCUGGAGCAAACGUAUGUUGGCAUCACAGAAAAGAAGGCCAUCAAACGUUUCCAGAUCAUGAAUGAGAUUGUCUAUGAGAAGAUAAUGGAGCACGCUGGAAAGAACCAGGUGCUAGUGUUUGUUCACUCUAGGAAAGAGACAGGAAAGACCGCCAGAGCAAUAAGGGACAUGUGUUUGGAGAAAGACACCCUGGGUCUGUUCCUCAGAGAGGGUUCAGCAUCCACUGAAGUGUUGAGAACUGAGGCAGAGCAAUGCAAAAACCUCGAGUUGAAAGAUCUGCUUCCUUAUGGUUUUGCUAUCCACCAUGCUGGUAUGACCCGAGUCGACCGUACGCUGGUGGAGGAUUUGUUCGCCGAUCGACACAUUCAGGUUCUGGUUUCUACAGCCACUCUGGCUUGGGGUGUCAACUUGCCCGCACAUACUGUCAUCAUCAAAGGAACCCAGGUUUACAGCCCAGAGAAAGGCAGAUGGACUGAGCUGGGAGCACUGGACAUUUUACAGAUGCUUGGUCGAGCUGGUCGUCCCCAGUAUGACACCAAAGGAGAGGGAAUCCUGAUCACGUCCCAUGGAGAGCUGCAGUAUUAUCUGUCUCUGCUCAACCAGCAGCUGCCCAUUGAGAGUCAGAUGGUGGGAAAGCUGCCGGACAUGCUCAACGCAGAGAUAGUGCUGGGAAAUGUUCAGAAUUCAAAGGAUGCAGUGAACUGGCUCGGCUACACCUACUUGUAUGUGCGGAUGCUCCGUAACCCCACGCUGUACGGUGUUUCUCAUGAUGACCGGAGUACUGACCCCCUGCUGGAGAGGCGCAGAAUGGACCUGGUGCACACAGCAGCCAGUGUCCUGGACAAAAACAGCCUGAUCAAAUACGACAAAAGGACAGGCAGCUUCCAGGUUACAGACCUGGGACGCAUUGCAAGCCACUUCUACAUCACCCACGACUCGAUUCAGACCUACAACCAGCUGCUGAAACCCACUCUGAGUGAGAUCGAGCUCUUCAGAGUCUUUUCGCUCUCCUCAGAGUUCAGGAACAUCAACGUCAGAGAGGAGGAAAAGCUGGAGCUUCAAAAGCUCCUGGAGAGAGUUCCUAUCCCUGUGAAGGAGAGCAUUGAGGAGCCGAGUGCUAAGAUUAAUGUUCUGCUCCAGGCGUUCAUCUCUCAGCUCAAACUUGAAGGUUUUGCUCUGAUGGCAGACAUGGUGUACGUCACACAGAGUGCUGGACGAUUAAUGCGAGCCAUAUUUGAGAUUGUGCUCAACCGAGGCUGGGCUCAGCUCACGGACAAAACCAUGAAUCUCUGCAAGAUGAUUGACAAAAGGAUGUGGCAGUCAAUGUCUCCUCUGCGGCAGUUCAAGAAGCUGCCGGAGGAGGUGGUCAAGAAGAUCGAGAAGAAAAACUUCCCCUUCGAGCGGCUCUAUGAUCUCAACCACAAUGAGAUUGGUGAACUGAUCCGAAUGCCGAAGAUGGGUAAAACCAUUCACAAGUAUGUCCACCAGUUUCCCAAACUGGACCUGGCUGUCCACAUUCAGCCCAUCACUCGCUCCACACUCAAAGUGGAGCUCACCAUCACGCCUGAUUUCCAGUGGGAUGACAAGAUUCACGGAUCGUCUGAAGCUUUCUGGAUCCUGGUUGAGGAUGUGGACAGCGAGGUCAUCCUCCACCACGAGUACUUCCUCCUUAAAGCCAAGUACGCACAGGACGAGCACCUCGUGACGUUCUUUGUCCCCGUGUUUGAGCCUUUGCCUCCUCAGUACUUCAUCCGUGUGGUCUCAGACCGAUGGCUUUCCUGUGAGACUCAGCUUCCUGUGUCCUUCCGUCAUCUUAUCCUACCAGAGAAGUACCCACCACCCACUGAGCUGCUGGAUCUGCAGCCGCUGCCUGUCACGGCUCUCAGGAACUCGGCCUUUGAAGCUCUUUACCAGAACAAGUUCCCCUUCUUCAACCCUAUACAGACACAAGUGUUCAAUGCUGUGUACAACAGUGAUGAUAAUGUCUUUGUGGGAGCUCCAACUGGCAGUGGGAAGACGAUUUGUGCAGAGUUUGCCAUUUUGAGAAUGCUGCUGCACAACGCAGAAGGUCGCUGUGUUUACAUCACACCAAUGGAAGCGUUGGCUGAGCAGGUGUUCAUCGACUGGCAUCAGAAGUUCCAGGACAUUCUGAACAAAAAGGUGGUUCUGCUCACAGGAGAGACCAGCACAGAUCUGAAGCUCUUAGGAAAAGGAGACAUUAUUAUCAGCACUCCUGACAAAUGGGACAUCUUGUCCCGUCGCUGGAAACAGAGGAAGAACGUCCAGAACGUCAGCCUUUUCGUUGUGGAUGAGACGCACCUUAUUGGAGGAGAAAACGGACCUGUGUUGGAGGUCAUCUGCUCCAGGAUGAGAUACAUCUCCUCUCAAAUUGAGCGUCCCAUCCGCAUCGUGGCUCUGAGCUCAUCUCUGUCCAACGCCAAAGACGUGGCCCACUGGCUGGGCUGCAGCACCACAGCUACGUUCAACUUCCACCCCAAUGUCAGACCCGUUCCUCUGGAGCUGCACAUCCAGGGCUUUAAUGUCAGCCAUACUCAGACUCGCCUGCUGUCCAUGGCGAAGCCCGUUUACCACGCCAUCAUGAAGCACUCUCCCUCCAAGCCGGUGCUGGUGUUCGUCCCGUCUCGCAGACAGACUCGCCUCACUGCCAUCGAUAUCCUCACUUUCUGUGCUGCUGACGUCGUUCCUCAGAGGUUCUUACAUUGUAAAGAAAAGGAUUUGGCUCCAUUCAUGGAUAAAAUAAAUGAUCCGACUCAUAAAGAGACGCUGGCCAACGGUGUGGGAUACCUGCACGAAGGCCUGUCUGCGACUGAGCGCAAGAUAGUGGAGCAGCUUUUUAACGCCGGGGCCAUUCAGGUGGUGGUCUCGUCUCGCUCGCUCUGCUGGGGCAUCAACAUCUCUGCACACCUCGUCAUCGUCAUGGACACCCAGUACUACAAUGGAAAAAUCCAUGCAUAUGUGGACUAUCCCAUAUACGAUGUCCUCCAGAUGGUGGGCAAGGCAAACAGACCCAUGCUGGAUGAUGAGGGACGCUGUGUCAUCAUGUGUCAGGGCUCUAAAAAGGACUUCUUCAAGAAGUUUCUUUAUGAGCCCCUGCCAGUGGAGUCUCACUUGGAUCACUGUCUCCACGACCACUUCAACGCUGAGAUCGUCACCAAGACGGUGGAGAACAAGCAGGACGCUGUGGACUACCUGACAUGGACAUUCCUCUACCGCCGAAUGACACAAAACCCCAACUACUACAACCUGCAAGGUAUGUCCCAUCGCCACCUCUCAGACCACCUGUCCGAGCUGGUGGAAAACACACUGCAUGACCUGGAGCAGUCCAAAUGCAUCAGCAUCGAGGAUGAAAUGGACGUGGCGCCCCUCAAUCUGGGCAUGAUUGCAGCGUACUACUACAUCAACUACACAACCAUUGAGUUAUUCAGCAUGUCUCUGAAUGCCAAGACCAAGAUCCGUGGGUUAAUCGAGAUCAUCUCCAACGCAGCGGAGUAUAAGAACAUUCCCAUCAGGCACCACGAGGACACGCUUCUCCGACAGUUGGCACAAAAAGUGCCCCACAAGCUGAACAACCCAAGGUUCAACGAUCCUCACGUGAAGACGAACCUGCUGCUGCAAGCGCACCUCUCCAGGAUGCAGCUGAGUGCUGAGCUCCAGUCGGACACUGAAGAUAUUCUAAACAAGGCGAUCCGUCUGAUCCAGGCCUGCGUGGACGUGCUGUCCAGUAACGGCUGGCUGAGUCCUGCCCUGGCUGCUAUGGAGCUGGCCCAGAUGGUCACUCAGGCCAUGUGGUCCAAGGACUCGUAUCUGAAGCAGCUGCCCCACUUUACCUCAGAGCACAUCAAGAGGUGCACAGACAAGGGUGUGGAGAGCAUCUUCGACAUCAUGGAAAUGGAGGACGAGGACAGAAGUGCUUUGCUGCAGCUCUCAGAUGCUCAGAUGGCCGAUGUGGCUCGCUUCUGUAAUCGUUACCCCAAUAUCGAGCUGUCGUAUGAAGUGGCAGAGAAGGACAAUGUCAAAUGUGGCAGUCCGGUUCUGGUUCAGGUUCAGCUCGAGCGAGAAGAGGAAGUUACUGGUCCUGUGAUUGCACCACUCUUCCCACAGAAACGUGAGGAGGGCUGGUGGGUGGUCAUUGGAGACCCCAAAUCUAACAGCCUGAUUUCCAUCAAGAGGCUGACCCUCCAGCAGAAGGCAAAGGUCAAGCUGGAUUUUGUCGCACCCUUGAUGGGCAUUCACAACUACACCCUGUACUUCAUGAGUGACGCGUACAUGGGCUGUGACCAGGAGUACAAGUUCAGCAUUGAUGUGAAGGAGGCCGACAGCGAGGGAGACAGUGAUUCAGACUAAACAGGACCUUCUGGACCCGUUUUCUUUGUUUUCAUUUAAAAGUGGGAUUCAAGGGGGUAUUUUUUUUUUCUGUAGAUAUUUAACUUGGUUUUUGUUUUGUUGCCUCUGGCUGGUAGCGUGUCACGUUAUGUCUUUGGUUAUAUUAAAAGGACAAUGUUAUUUGAGAACUUUUUUUAAUGAUCGGAUUGAUGGACGUCAGGCCUGUGUACAGGAAGUGUUAGAAUCAAAUUUCUAGAAACACGACAGACUUCCUGGUUGUAUCCACAGAAGCAACUGUUUUCCGUGUAGAAAUAACUUUGUAAUUAAUCUGAAGUCUCUGUUUCUCAAAAUUAGUUUAAACAAAGAUGGUGCAGUUGAUUGGAAAACAAAGCACUGUCCUGUUGUGGAUUUAAAAUGUCUGGCUCUGUCCAAAAUCUGUUUUUAAUAAAACAAUACCACAAA
Messenger RNA from Nematolebias whitei (Rio pearlfish), 7076 nucleotides. RefSeq names its product small nuclear ribonucleoprotein 200 (U5) (gene snrnp200). The coding region runs from base 225 to 6635 and encodes 2136 amino acids. Gene Ontology annotation, molecular function: nucleic acid binding; ATP binding. The record is from RefSeq and is a predicted model, not a curated record. Lineage: Eukaryota; Metazoa; Chordata; Actinopteri; Cyprinodontiformes; Rivulidae. The transcript has 44 exons. Gene Ontology annotation, cellular component: nucleus.